Messenger RNA from Vigna unguiculata (cowpea), 1586 nucleotides. RefSeq names its product nuclear matrix protein (gene AUG7). NCBI's taxonomy places the organism in Eukaryota, Viridiplantae, Streptophyta, Magnoliopsida, Fabales, Fabaceae. The record is from RefSeq and is a predicted model, not a curated record. Gene Ontology annotation, biological process: microtubule organizing center organization; spindle assembly. Gene Ontology annotation, cellular component: HAUS complex. Gene Ontology annotation, molecular function: microtubule minus-end binding.
AAAGUUCAAAGAGUGUAACAAACUUAAAAGGUUGAAAGUGCGAGGACAGAAUGGGGAUUGGAUACAAGUAAAACUUGAAUUGAAAUCUUUAGCACAGAAAGGGAGUAACAGAAGUAAGAGCACCUUCCACCCAGAAAACAGGGUGUGGUUCGUUAUUCAUCAUUCUCCAUUUCUUUGUCCUCUGCAUACACACUCUAUCUCUUUUUUCUGUCAAACAUUGCCGCUGCCAUUCCGUCCGAUUCUACGUUGUUCUCCACGCCGUUGUCCACCGCGCUACGCGAAACAGGAGAAGAAAGACAAUUCUCAGUGUAUCGAGAGGAGCACAAGGACCUGCUCCGUACUAAAGAGGAAGUGUGAGAGUCAGAUGAAAUAAGUUAGAAUAAGUUACUGCAGAAGAUGGCGUCGAGGCAAAUGGAAGAGAUUCGGAAGAAAUUGGCGGACCUAAAUUAUCCUAGAGCGAAUGCUCCUGCACAGUCGCUCCUAUUUGCUGGCAUGGAGCGCUAUGCUCUUCUGGAGUGGCUCUUCUUUCGGCUUUUAGGUGAUAAGUCACCCUUUUCUCAACAAAACUUACAAGGGGAUAGUCCUGAUCGUGAUGAGGAGACAGGUCGAAUUCAGUAUUUGGCAGAGAUUGCCAAAUUUUUGGGUAUUACAACAACUGUAGAUACGGAAGCCAUUCAGGGGCAUGGAAGCUAUGAAGACCGCACUGAAAUGCUUCGUCUUAUUGUAGAUCUAGUGGAGGCAACAAUAUGUGCAGAUAAUCCGGAAUGGAGUGUUGACGAGCAGGUAGCCAAGGACAUUCAAUUGAUAGAUUCUAUUGCAGAAAAACAAGCACAAAUAUUUUCUGAAGAAUGCAAAUUGUUUCCUGCAGAUGUUCAGAUUCAGUCUAUAUAUCCAUUGCCAGAUGUCUCUGAGCUGGAGUCAAAGUUUUCUGAACAAUCAAAAAUAUUGUUGAAUCUUCAACAAAAAGUUGAUGACUUGGCGUCCAAGCAUGCUUACCAUCCAGAUGAGGAGUAUACAGAGGUGGAAGCCCAACUGAGGGCACAUUUGGAGUCUUUCCUAGAAACAGCUAGAACAUUCAAUUUGAUUUACACCAAGGAAAUUCGUCCAUGGACACACAUGAUGGAGGUUCCUCAACUUCAUGGAUUUGGCCCAGCAGCCAAUCGUUUAUUGGAGGCCUAUAAAAUGCUUUUGAAGUUUUUGGGCAACCUACGGAAUCUUAGAGAUUCGCAUGCAGCUCUGGCCUUUGGUUCUUCUGAGACAUCUGACGGGCCUUCUUCUGUCACACGAAUAAUAUCUGAAUGUGAAUCUGCAUUGACAGUCUUAAAUCACGAUCUCGGAAUUCUCUCUGCUUCCAUUGCUCGUGAACAGGGAGAGAAGAUGAACAUUUGAUGAAACAUGAAAAACUAGUUACUAAUCCUUAUUCUUUUGAUUUUGUGAACUUGUGCAUAAUGUUCAUAUUGUUGACAUAACAUUGUUGCAUUAUCCAGACAUAUUUAGAAAUUGCAUGUAAGCAAGGCUUGUAAACACGUUGUAGACUUGACUUGUAAACAUAGAAGAGAAUACUUAAUAAACAAAUCAUUAAAAAA